GCCAAAGCCAAGUUGCGAGUCGAAUUUGUCAGCGGAGAAAACACGCUGAAGCAACCCAUCCGUACCAAUUCCCAACUCUCGAUUUCGCAUCUUCAGCCAUCGUCCCCAUUUGCCAUUAAGACUAAAACAUUUGUUUAAGCAAAAUGCUCUUCAUUUGAUACCUUUCCUAUUAAUCAAUCAUAUCGUGUUUACGAAUCUUCAUCAGCAUUUGUUCUUCCAUUUGAUCCGUCGUUAUGUACCCACAACAACCACCGCCAUCGUCUUCAUCGUCCUCCUCCGAUCCGGCAGCCAAUUAUUGGGAGACUCACGUCAUGGGAACACCGGUACCCCCUUCCUCCAACCAAAACAACCCCCACGCUCCUCCCAAUCCCUACGCCCAAUACGGCGCCCCUCCGCCUCAACCUCCGCCCAACAAUAUGGAUAACGUCAAGAAGAAACUUAAUAUGUGGGGCAACAAGGCGGAGGUCGCCGCUACCAACAUCUGGAGCAAUUUGAAAACGGGGCAAUCUGUAACCGGAUCUGCGUGGGGGAAAAUGAGUUUGACAGCGAAAGCGUUAACUGAAGGUGGAUUUGAAUCCCUUUACAAACAGAACUUCACGACUUACCCACACGAGAAACUCAGCCGGACUUUUGCUUGUCACUUGUCGACGUCCACCGGACCUGUCGCCGGAACUCUUUAUCUCUCUAACAUUCAUGUUGCCUUCUGUAGCGAUCGCCCCUUGUCUUCCAUUCAACCCAACGGCAUGGAGGCUUGGAUCCACUACAAGGUAAUAAUCCCAUUGGAGAAGAUAGCCACAGUAAACCCAAUCACAAUCCCAGGCAAGAAACAAAUAGACAAGUACAUUCAGCUCUCUACAAUCGAUUGUCAAGAUUUCUGGUUUAUGGGUUUUGUGAAUCAUGACAAAGCAUCAAAACAUCUUCUAGCCGGUGUCUCCACUUGUGUUAAAUCAGUCCCAAUUCAUCAAUAAACACUUGGGCGUUUGUAAUGUGUUUGUAUGGUGUUUAUUUACUAUAUUGUUUGAUAGAUAAACACAUUAAUUACCCAUGGC
Lactuca virosa is the source of this 1049-nucleotide messenger RNA. NCBI's taxonomy places the organism in Eukaryota, Viridiplantae, Streptophyta, Magnoliopsida, Asterales, Asteraceae. The record is from the annotation of a GenBank genome assembly.